Daucus carota subsp. sativus is the source of this 4656-nucleotide messenger RNA. RefSeq lists its product as uncharacterized. The record is from RefSeq and is a predicted model, not a curated record. Gene Ontology annotation, molecular function: nucleic acid binding; RNA-DNA hybrid ribonuclease activity. The transcript has a single exon. The coding region runs from base 1 to 4656 and encodes 1551 amino acids. Gene Ontology annotation, biological process: DNA integration. Lineage: Eukaryota; Viridiplantae; Streptophyta; Magnoliopsida; Apiales; Apiaceae.
AUGGCUAGCGAUAGAAGGAACUGGAGCCCCCCGAGACAACCAGGCACGUACACCCCUCUCGUGGCGUCAGCCGAGCACAUCUAUGCGGUAAGCAAGGAUAAGGCCCCUUUUCGGAAGCCGCAGCCUAUUCCCUAUAAUGUUGCCAAAGACAAGAAGAAGUACUGUGACUUCCACAAAUCAGCUGGACACAACACCGCGGACUGUAGACACCUUAAAGAGGAGAUCGAGGAGUUACUCAGGGCAGGCUACUUAACGGAAUGGGUGAAGAAAUACAGAAUGGAUCACCCACCGGAAAGGCGCGCCCGCGGAAGGUCACCCGAAAAUAAAGAUGAUGAGAAGCAGAACGAUACCCAGUUUGUGAGGGAAGGUAGCAUUAGGAGCAUAUUCGGAGGCCCCUACAUAGGUGGAGGCAGUCGAAAGGCAAUGGAGAGGUACGCCAAGGAGGCAAGGGACUACCCUCUUACCAACGUGAACCAUUUAUCAGCCAGGGCCCCGAGAGUCUUCAAAGGAGAGACCAUGGACAUCACUUUCACAGAGGACGACGCUAGAUGGGUACACCAUCCCCACAACGAUGCCCUGGUGGUCGCCAUGCGCAUCGCCACUAUGAACGUUCACCGGGUAUUCGUGGAUAAUGGAAGUUCGGUUAACAUCCUCUACUACGACACCUACAAGAAGAUGGGACUACCAGAUAAAGACAUGACAGUAGAGAAUCUCUACAUCUAUGGCUUCGGAGGAGAGGCCAUCAAGGCUAAAGGAACCAUCCGCCUACCCGUGACAUUGGGAGAAGCCCCACGGGCGGCCACACAGAUAUCUGAAUUCGUAAUCAUCGACCACCCGUCAGCUCAUAAUGCACUAAUGGGGCGCCCCCUCUUGAAAGACAUGAGGAUAGUCACCUCCAUCUAUCAUCUCACUUUAAAGUUCCCUACUCCCGGAGGGGUUGGGUGCGUAAAGGGAUCUCAGUACGAGUCUCGCGACUGCUAUGGCCGAUCACUCAAAAAUUUUCAAGAAAAAAGAGGAGUGAGACCCCACGAAGAACUCCAUUCGGUCCACGCCAUCUACUUCAUAGAAUACCCAGAAAGUGAUACGGAGGGCGUGCCCUCACCCCUACCAUCAGAAGAACACAUCCACUUCGAGGAUAAACUACCCCUCGCACAUGAGCCAAAGGUGGGAGAGUGUAGAGAAAAAGUCGCGGAGGUAGAGGUCACACCCCCCACCAAAAUCCGGAAGAUAGACAAGGCAGAGGUAGUGAUGGAACUGGAUGAUCCCGUACCCGUUGAAGGAACACCCGAGGAUGCAUCCCCAGAACACAAGGCAACCCCCCAACAAUUUGAUUUUGAUCUAGACCCUAGGUUGCCUAUGCUCGUGCAGAACACGGGACCAGCCGAGGACACAGUCGAGAUACAGGUUACACCGGGGAGUGACGACAAGGUCCUCAAAAUAGGGUCGAAACUAAGUUCUGAGGUAAGGAUCAAGCUGACAGAGUUCCUAAAGGCCAACCUUGAUGUAUUCGCUUGGAGUCAUGAAGACAUGAUCGGGAUUGAUCCGGCUGUUAUGUGUCACCAUCUCAACAUCGACCCCACCAAAAAAGGUAUUAGACAGAAGCGUAGACCAAUAAGUGGGGAAAGAGCUGAGGCCCUCCAGGAAGAGGUAGACCGUCUCAUGAAAGCGGGACUAGUAAAAGAGUCGUUCUACCCAACAUGGCUAGCAAACCCUGUACUGGUGAAAAAACCCAACGGGAAGUGGCGUACCUGCAUAGACUUCACAGACCUCAACAAGGCGUGCCCUAAAGAUAGCUUCCCACUACCUAGGAUCGAUCAGCUGGUAGAUUCAACGGCCGGCCACGCUCUUCUUAGUUUCAUGGAUGCGUACUCGGGUUACAACCAGAUCCCCAUGUACGAGCCUGACCAGGAGCACACCUCAUUCAUUACAGAUAGAGGUCUAUAUUGUUAUAUUGGCAUGCCAUUUGGACUUAUCAACGCAGGCGCGACUUAUCAAAGGCUCGUAAACAUGAUGUUCAAAGAUCAAAUCGGAAAGACCAUGGAAGUGUACGUUGACGACAUGUUGGUCAAAUCCAAGAAGGCCAAUGAUCAUGUGUCCCACCUAGCUGACAUGUUCGAAAUCCUAAGGAAGUACAGGAUGAAGCUCAACCCUCAAAAGUGUGUCUUCGGAGUAGAGUCAGGGAAGUUUCUUGGUUUCAUGGUAAAUCACAGAGGUAUCGAGGCCAAUCCCACGAAAAUCAAAGCUUUGAUAGAGAUGAAGUCUCCAACCAAUGUCAAACAGGUCCAAAGCUUAACCGGGAGGAUCGCCGCUUUGAACAGGUUUGUGUCGAAGUCUUCCGAAAAAUGCAAAGAGUUCUUCAAAGCCGUGAAGGGUGCUUCCAAGGAUUUUGAAUGGACGGUAGAAUGUGAAAGCGCUUUCGUGAAAAUCAAAAAACACUUGGGCGAGCCACCCCUCUUAGCUAAACCAGAUGAAGGUGAGACGCUCGUACUCUACCUAGCUGUCUCAGAUUAUUCCAUUAGUGCCGUUUUGGUGAAGGAGGACGCGGAGGGUCAGUCCCCGGUCUAUUAUGUGAGUAAAAGGUUGUUGGACGCCGAGACUCGCUACACAAGUAUGGAAAAGUUGGUGUACGCUUUGGUACAUGCAUCCCGAAAGCUACGACCCUACUUCCAAGCGCAUAAGGUAGAGGUGAGGACCGCGUACCCUCUUCGUCAAAUCAUGCAUAAACCGGAGGUAACAGGUAGGAUGAUGAAGUGGGCAGUUGAGUUAGGACAAUUCGACAUUGAUUACAGACCACGAACCGCCAUCAAAGGUCAGGCCCUGGCGGAUUUCAUUCUAGAAUUCCCAGAAGAUGGAGAGAACUCCGGCCUAUUAAUCAAAUAUGACCCAGACCUACCGCCACAACCGGACGCCCCGAAAGAAGACAUCCCCGAACUAUGGUGGACGGUGCACACCGACGGAGCAGUGAAUAGUGAUGGGGCAGGUGCUGGCAUAGUGUUGGUAAGCCCCGAAGGACACAGGCUCUUGAAUGCCAUCCACUUCACCUUCCAACUAUCUAAUAACGACGCAGAAUAUGAGGCAUUAGUGGGAGGCUUAAAAUUAGCCCUCGAGAUGAAAGUUAGAAGGCUCGUAGUAAAGCUCGACUCAAUGCUGGUGGUAGAACAUAUAAAAGGAGGAUACCAAGCCAAGGGACCUAAGACAGCCAUGUACCUCAAAUGCGUCCAGAGGUUGCUAGAUCAAUUUGAGGAGGUGCAAGUAAACAAGGUACCUAGGGAGUUCAACGGAGACGCCGACGCCUUGGCAAAAUUGGGGUCUCAGAAAGAGGCUUCCUUAUUGGGGGUAAUUCGAUUGGAAGUUCAAGAGGUGCCUAGCAUCCCAGAACUAGAUGUCAUGAAGGUAGGAGACGGCGUCGAACAUCAAACAUGGAUGACACCAAUAUGGGAUUUUAUUAAGGAAGGAAAGUUACCCGAAGAUAAAGCCGAAGCACGGAGGCUAAGAUAUAAGGCAGCCAGGUAUGUCGAGUAUGAUGGCAAACUAUAUAAGAGGGGCUUCAACCAGCCAUUGUUGAAGUGUAUAGACGGUGAUGAGUGCACCUAUGUAUUGAGGGAGGUCCAUGAAGGCAUAUGUGGAAACCACUCGGGAGGCAACUCAUUAGCUAUGAAGGUCCUGAGGCAAGGAUACUACUGGCCUACCCUAAGGAGUGACGCCUUCGGUUUUGCCAGAGCAUGUGAUAAGUGCCAACGGUUUGCCAACUUCACCCAUAACCCAGCAACAUCCUUGACCAGCAUGACCAGUCCUUGGCCUUUUGCCAUGUGGGGGAUAGACUUGAUUGGGGAACUCCCUAAAGCCAAGGGAGGUGUGAAGUAUGCGGUGGUAGCUGUGGAUUACUUUACCAAGUGGGCGGAGGCUGCACCCCUAGCCACCAUCACAGCCAAAAAGAUCAAGGAUUUUGUUUUUAACUCUAUUGUUUGCAGGUUUGGAAUCCCUUACAAGCUGAUCUCGGACACCGGAAAGCAAUUCGACAGCAAGGAAUUGAGAGGCCUCUGUGACGACCUAGGAAUCAAGAAGAAUUUUGCAGCAGUGUACCAUCCCCAGGGCAACGGGCAAACAGAGGCAGUGAACAAAAUCAUUAAACACACCUUGAAGACGAAGCUGGAGGAUAGCAAGGGAAACUGGCCGGAGGAGCUCCCCAUGGUGCUAUGGUCUUACAACACGACUCCUAGGACUACGACUGGGGAGUCGCCGUUCGUGUUAGCUUAUGGAUGCGAAGCCAUGGUUCCAAUAGAGGUUGGAGCUGGAUCAUUCAGGCGAGAUUAUUUUGAAAAACACGACAACGACGUCAAUCAAAGGCUCUACUUGGAUAUGAUUGAAGAAAUCAGAGCUACCUCACAGAUACGACUAGCUGCAUACCAGCAAAGAACAGCGAGGUAUUACAACAGCAAAGUAAAGGCUCACCCAUUCCAAGUAGGGGACCUCGUCCUUAGGAAAGUUGUGCUCAACAACAGGAACCCUUCGCAUGGAGUCUUCGGGGCUAACUGGGAAGGCCCCUACAGAGUGAAGGUGAUACUAUGGAAAGGAACCUAUAGGUUGGAAGACCUCGAUGGGAAGCCUGUUCCGCGUCCUUGGAACGCGGAGCACCUAAAAAAAUACUACCAGUAG